Molecule: messenger RNA, 8123 nt
Organism: Astyanax mexicanus (Mexican tetra)
Lineage: Eukaryota; Metazoa; Chordata; Actinopteri; Characiformes; Acestrorhamphidae
Gene: ncanb
Product: neurocan b
Exons: 15
Coding region: 153-4211 (1352 amino acids)
Biological process (GO): cell adhesion
Molecular function (GO): calcium ion binding; hyaluronic acid binding
Source: RefSeq, a predicted model, not a curated record
GCUCUCUCUCUCUCUCGCUCGCUGGCGCGCGCUCUCACUCUCAGCUCUCGCUCUCCGGAUCGCGAGCGCGAAAGGAUCUCCACACGCGCGUGCCUGAGCCUUUUGAUGCUGCUUUCAGCGCGAGCUGCGAAGAAGAUCCGCCACACCUGCAGAUGAAACGGGAGGCAGCCUCGCGCGCAAGGAUGUCGGGGGAGUGGCGCGUGGCCGGGCUGCAGUCUCUGCUGACUGUGUGUCUGAUUCUCUCUCUGGAACAUGGCACGGCAUGGGGCGACACUGUAGUGAACAUGCGGAAGGUGACGCACCGGGCGGUCCAGGUUCCGCUGUCAGGGACGGCUCUGCUGCCGUGCGUCUUCACCCUGCGCCCCAGUCCCUCCCACGAGCCGCCCCGCAUCAAGUGGACCAAAGUGUGGGGUCACCGUGGGCUGGACGGCCUGCAGAGGGAGCAGUCCAUACUGGUGGCUAAAGACAACGUGGUGAAGGUGAAAAAAGCCUUCCAGGGCCGCGUGACCCUGCCCGGGUACCCCGACAACCGCUACAACGCCAGCCUGGCGCUGACAGGCCUGAGGUCCAGCGACUCGGGGAUGUACCGCUGCGAGGUGGUGGUGGGCAUUAACGAUGAACAAGACACAGUGCCCCUCCAGGUCACAGGAGUGGUCUUCCACUACCGUGCCCCUCAUGACCGCUAUGCCCUGUCCUUCCCUGAGGCCAAACGCGUGUGUGUGGAGAAUUCAGCUGUGAUCGCCACGCCCGGUCAGCUGCAGGCCACUUUCGAUGACGGCUACGACAACUGUGAUGCGGGCUGGCUCUCUGAUCAGACUGUGAGGUAUCCCAUCCAGUCUCCUCGGCCUGGCUGCUACGGUGACCGGGAAGAUUCGCCCGGCGUGAGGAACUACGGCACUCGCUCCCCUGAUGAGCUGUUUGAUGUCUAUUGCUUCGCGGAGAGUUUGAAAGGCGAGGUGUUUCACUCCAACGUGCCAGAGAAGCUGAGUCUGGCCACUGCCUCCACCCACUGCCACACGCUGGGCACUCAGCUGGCCACGGUGGGGCAGCUCUUCCUGGCCUGGCAGGCCGGACUGGACCGCUGUGACCCAGGCUGGCUGGCCGACGGCAGCGUGCGCUACCCCAUCAACCAACCGCGGCGCAACUGUGGAGGAGACGAACCGGGGGUCCGCACGCUGUACCACAACCCGAACCGAACCGGCUUCCCCGACACCACCAACCUGUUCGAUGCCUACUGCUACCGAGAAUCAGAAGCGAUGGCACUUCAGCAGGCAUCCCAGUCCUCCAGCUCCAACUCCACAGAAGACUGGGAGCAGCUCCAGCAAAACAGAGCCUUCCCCGAGCCCUCCACCUGGACUGGCCUGGUAGACCUGGAAAAGGAGGAGUUCAACUCCAUCGCAGACAACAACGAGUCCUCGGAGAUCUCGGAGGAACACGUGGUGAUCCAUCUCCAGCCCGGAGAGAGGUCAGUGCGCUGGGGAGAGGAUGCCACCAAAGAUGGAUCUUCUCCCGCUCCGGAGAGCCAGGUGGACCUUCAGGGGGGCUCAGCCGGAGAGGAGCCCGACGAGCGAGAAGCCAAGAGCCGCGACGCGUCCCCCGACCCCUCCCUGACCACGCCGUCUUCGUCCACGCAGGCUCAGACCAGCAACAGCGUCCUCUACAACUUCGUCAACUCCAUGAUGAAGCCCUGGAAGUACUUGACGGGGAACGAGGAGACGGAGGCUCCUUCGACAGAGUCCAGCCUGAUGAAGGAUACAUCAGAAGUGGUCAAGCCAUCCAAGAUCAAAGGCGGCAGUGGACUCAAAGCGAGAGGGAGCAAAGCGAGCACUGAUAAUGCCAUCCUGGAGCCUAAGCGUGAGGAAGCUUCAACUAAUCCCAUCACACCGAACUCUGAAGAAGGGCUUUUGGAGCAGGAGAAAGAGCUGGUUCCGACGCUCCCUGAACAGGAGCUGAAGAAUCCCAGCAAAGCCCAGACAGAGCCUUCGGUUUCACAAGUGGUGCCAGAUAAUGGAGGAGUCGAUGCCUCGGAGCUGAUGGAAGCUGCGAAUCCCACAGCUGCCACAAAUCCCUUGGGUUCUAUGAGCAAUUUUGGCUCUGCACCAGUGUUGAGCAGCCAGCAGAGAUGGGCCCUGAAGUCUCUGAAAGGAUACGGACCCCCAGGCAGCAGCGGACUUCUCGUGACCCAAACCAGUGGACCCAUGGAGGCAAAAAGAGGGGCCCUGGAGAUCAUAGCAAUCCCAGUCCAUAGGGACAAUCACGAGAACUUCUCUGGGGAAGGGAAGGAUCCGAUUGAAGAGAGUUACCACGUCCCUAGAGGCCCUCCUUCACACUCCAAUCCACAACGAAGGAUAUCAGAAGAGGAGGAGGAGGAGGAGAAGGACACUGAUGGAAGUGGAGGGAAAGACUUGUUUAGCAAUCACGGUCAAAAAGAAGACACCAAUUCCAAUUCUUACGAACACCAGACUCAGACUGUUCAGACUGUGCAUCUGCAAACCACAGUCCAGUGGCAGCUUGUGAACCUAAAAGCAGGGUCAACUGAGCCACCAACUAGUGGUGCCAGCAUUUCUGGUGCACACAUCUCUGGACCUUCUACGCAAAACGAUUCAGACACCACUGAGACUGCAGAGGCCAGAGGAGAAAUCCUCUUUGUGCGUCGUCCAACAACAGAAAAAUCUGAAAGUAAUCCUUCGAGCAACGUCAAGGUACCUUUGGUCAAAAGGAAGCAGAGCUUGAACGAACCCAUCCCCUCUGUAAUCCAACCGCCGGCCGUUGCCACUACGCCAGAACUUGUUCUUGAAACUACAAGUUCUGAAAGAUCUACAGAAAGAACCAGCACAGGCACCACUACCAUUACCACAACCUCAGUUAACAAUCAGAUACCCACUACAGGGGCCACCACUGCUUCUGAAGAUACUGCAUCCACUGCAUCAACUCUAGAUUCCACCAUGUUCCAGUUCUUUACUUGGCUUCCAGUCGUUCAAGAAGAGACUCACGAGCCUCAGCCAGAUUUGCCAACAGUUGCCGUGACCGAUGACGGAUUUACGACCACAAGUAAUACACUUCAAGCACUGACCACAGCAAUGUCCAAAGAGAUCUCCCAGCAGGCAGAGUCCAGAUCAGGGGUUUCAGAGUCAUUUGUGGUAGGGCAUGACUGGAGAAUGUCUGGACAGGAUUCUUUGGGCACCGAGAUCCAGUCAACUCCUACAACUCCCUCUGCAGUACAUGUAGUGGGAGAUAACUCAAGUGAGACUCAGACAACAGGUUUCGAGAGCAUCCCUUCAGCAGGGCCAGAGGAGAAGGACCCUUGCCAGUUGAACCCAUGUCUUCACGGGGGAACCUGCCUGCAGGAGGGUGGGGGCUACAGCUGCCUCUGUCUUCAGGGUUACGCGGGGGAGAUCUGCGAGAUUGAUAUCGAUGAGUGCCAGUCGGGUCCGUGUCAGAAUGGAGGAACCUGCAUUGAUGAGAUCAACUCCUAUGUGUGUCUGUGUUUACCCAGCUAUGGAGGAGCCACAUGUGAAAAAGACACAGAGGGCUGUGAUCACACCUGGAGGAAGUUUCACGGCCACUGCUACAGGUACUUCACCCACAGACGCACCUGGGAGGAUGCCGAGAAAGACUGCAGAGAGCACAAUGGUCAUCUGGCCAGCAUACACACCAGAGAGGAGCAGGACUUCAUCAACGGCAUGAGCCACGAGAACACUUGGAUUGGUCUGAACGACAGGACAGUAGAAGAGGAUUUCCAGUGGACUGAUAGCAUGGAUCUGCAAUAUGAGAACUGGAGGGAGAACCAGCCGGAUAAUUUCUUCGCGGGCGGAGAGGACUGUGUGGUGAUGAUCGCCCAUGAGAAUGGCAAAUGGAACGACGUGCCCUGCAACUACAACCUGCCCUACAUCUGCAAGAAAGGCACAGUGCUGUGUGGAAAUCCUCCUCUUGUGGACAACGCGUUCCUGAUUGGCCGCAAGCGUUUGCGCUAUGACAUCCACUCGGUGGUGCGCUAUCAGUGUGCAGAUGGAUUCCUCCAGCGCCACAUCCCCACCGCCAAGUGCCGCGCCAACGGCAAAUGGGACCGUCCUAAGAUCAUCUGCACAAAGUCUCGAAGAUCCCACCGCCAUCGGCGCCACCAUCACAAGUCUCAUCACGAGCGCAGAAAGCACAAGAAGCACGGCUCAGGGGGUCACCGGGGUGGACAGGAGGGUCAUGACCAAUUCUAACCAAAAACAAACCCCCUUUGCCUCUGUCUCCCACCGAAGUUCUCCUUCACUCCUUCUUCAUUUGAAGAAGGAGCUUCUUCAUCCCCUCCCCUCCUCCUCCCUGAGAUCAGAAGGGCACUGCUAGAACCCCCCCCAACCCCCCACCCCACGGACUAUAACGACUUUCCUUCUUUCGUCAAAGUUCGCUCUGUUUAUCUUUCCAUUUCUUGGCCUGCUCCCUUUUUCAUUUUAGUCUAUCUACCAUGAGCCUAGUCGAGGGAGCUCGCUCUUGCCCUCAGUGUUUGAGAACUCUCUCUGCUCAUGUACAGUACUUUUGCAUAAACGGAUACGGAGGUGGCGGUUUGGUACUAAAGUGUAAAUACAGCACUGAAUUUCAUUUGAACGGUCAAGAAAUAACUCUCACGUUUUGCUAUCAUGUUCUUUCAGAUUCUGAGGCUAUUUCUUGACCCUCGUUCUGUUUGGUUAGCUGUUUGUAAAUGGUCAUUCUGAUUAGGUCGAAUUGUGUUUCCUUGGAGAAGGGUAGUGGUUCUUCUGAUUUUGGGAAGAUUGCUUAGCAUUAUGGUUUGUUUUUUUUUGUUUGUUUGUUCGUCUUGGUGUUGAAAAUAAUUUCUAACACAGCUGACUUGAGGGAUCUGGUUGCAGCUGUUCAUCUCUUCAUCUCUCUUCUUCAGAGAUCAACCUACUAAUUAUCUAUAGAAAGGAAUAGUUUGGUCAAAGUUUGGUUCUAAAUAUUCUGCCUGGUCAAAAAAAAAGGUGACACACCUUUAAUAUUUGGUUGGAGCGCCUUUAGCUUUGAUUGAGGCACUAAUUCACUGUGGCAUUAUUUUAAUAAGCUUCUGCAAUGUCACUAAAAAGUAUUUGAAUCCAGUAUUGCUGGAUUAAUUUUUCACCAAGAUCUUGCAGCAGCAUUGAUGAUGGUAGAGUCUGACCACUGCACAAAGCUCUUCUCCAUCCAGCACAUCCCAAAGAUUCUCAAUUAGGUUAAGGUCUGGACUCUAUGGUGAACAAUCCAUGUGUGAAAAUGAUGAUCUCAUCAUUUUGAAGCAUGAAUCCUGGCAUUGUCAUCUUGAAAUAUGUCGUGCCAUAAGGGAAGAUCAAUUCCAUUGAUGGAAUAACCUGGUCUAUAUUCAGUAUAUUCAGGUAGUCAGCUGACCUCAUUCUUUCAGCACAUACUGUUACUGAACCUAAACCUGACCAACUGCAGCAUCAACCCCACAUCAUUAACUUAGUUAAAUCCAGGUGGAGACUUUUUUUUUUUUUGGGUCAGGCAGUGUAUUUCCUUUACUACAUACAACUGUAGUUUACCGAAAUUUGCCAUAGAUUGCUAAUAAGUUAUUAUUACGACGCCCAAAGUGUUAUUGUUAAAUAAAGCUAUUAACUCAGCUACUUCAUCCUUUUUCUAAGACGUCACUUUUACUGUGAUUGGUCCCAAUUAUUGCAUAAUCUGUGCUGAUAUCUCCUACCACUUGACUAUGAUUGGCCCAAAAUUCUGUUCUAAGAUCUCCCCAUGAAUGUGAUUGGUCCUUGUCACUGCAUUAUUUGUUUAGAAACCUCCUGUCUGACUGCCAUUGGUCUUAAUAGUUGCAUUGUUUGUUUUAUGAGACAUCGAUUUGACUGCAAUUGAUCAGACUCAGUUGGUCAAGAUCACUGCGUGUUUUUUUUUUGUCUGUUUGUUUGUUUUUUGAAGCCUACGAUUGGUCAGAUUAAUUGUGCAAUUAAUUCUGAGACCUCCCUUUUACUGCAGUUUGUCCCAAUUAUUGCAUUAUUUGCUAUACAAGUCCUCAUAAUUUAGCGAUGAUUGGUCCUAAUUAUUAACUUUUAGUCUUUAUCACUGGUCCUUUUGUACAUUCGUAUUUUGUUUUUAUAUGCUUUUAUUAUUUAAACCACCUGUAAUAUUGAAUUAACACCUAUAUAUCAUAUAUAUAACACAUAUAUCAGUCCAGUUUGGCACAAAUGAGCACUGGAUUGGAGAAUUUUGCCACUUACACUUUUUUUUUUUGCCUUUGUUGUCAUGACUACAUGGCAUUAAAUGAGGCAGCUGGGCUGCAGUAUUUGCUUAUUUUAUUUAGGCCUAAUGCAAAUUCAUAGACAGUUUGAAGGCAGCUUGGAAUGUGGUUUAUUGAACAAAUUUACUUUAAUUAGAUAAACUAUAAAUUGCAUUUUUCUUGCUAAUCUGAAAGAGACAUUGCUUUUAAUCAUGGCGGUGAGCAUUGGGAGCACAAUGUACUUUCUCUAAGCCUGGUUAUCUUUCAUUUUUAGGCUUUUCUAAUCAUUGUUUAUGAUUUAAUGGAUUAUAAAUACUUUUUUUUUUACCUACUAACGGUUCUGGUGAGACCCCUCCAACCCUGCUGAGAUGAUGUGUGAGGAUUCGUCUCUUGCUCGUGCAUGGAGAAACAGUGUUGCCGAGAUUUGAAAUCAAUUGAAAGAGACAACUGAAAGAGAAAAGAGAGAGAGAGAAAGAGAGAAAGAUGGUGUGCUGUCCAUUCUUAAUUGCUCUCGACCCAAUGUAGACCACAUCAAAUAGCCCCACAGACACGCCGCCUGCCUCAGCCUGUGGGCAACAGCCCGUGUCCACAUUUAGCUCCUCAAAGCGCUGCAGAUAGUUCAGUAGGGAAUAAAGGAGAUGGAGCUCCACUGCACUGUUGGAGAGUUAGAGAGCGAGGAGCUCAUCCAGCUGGUGUUAUGCCAUUUACAAGGCAGAUGCCAAGAGGGCUCCUGGGUAAACGGCUCAGUGGCAUAGGUUCCUCUGAUCCACCGCGAGCUGCGCUUAAGGUCGAAAAGGGUAAAAUGUUCAGAGGAGCUUGUCUGAAAACAGUCACCAGAGACUCAACAUUUGCUGUUUGCUUUUUAACGGAAACUGUGAGCUCUCAGUGGUUUGGAGAAGGUUUUCUUUUUUUUUUUUUUUUUUUAAACCAGGUGCGUGCCCUGCUUUCCAAAGAAGGCUGCGACAGCUGACUGGAGCAAGCACUGCACCACCUCUCCCAAAUGAGAGAAACGAAAGAAAAGGGCCAAGUGUUCACGUCUUUCACUGAGGCCAACACUUCUUGCGCAUAUCUAUCUUUUUUUCCCUCUUUUUCAUUCUCAUUCUCUGUCUUUUUGGUUGCUCUCUCAAUUCCCCUGGAGAUUACAACCCCACCCCCACCCCCUACCGCUUUCGGUCCCUUCAGCUCUUUCUAUCCAAGUCUUUUGACUUCUUUCUCCGCUCCCUCUAUACCCGCUCAUCAAUGACAAGGACGUGUACAAGGUGACGGGGAAAACCUCCAACAGUCUCCAAUAGUAUCAGUCACGAUUUAUCUCCUCUUUUUCUGAGCGUGCUUAAUUAACGUCUGGGUCCUCUCCUCAUAACGAGCCAUCUCUUGACACUUUACUCAUUAAAUUGAGUAAAUUCAUUGUUACAGGCAAAAGGACCAAGUGUAGCUGUCUAUCGCCCUGGAUUUUACUGUAGGUGUCCGUCCACCACUUGCUUUGAACCUUUCAUAUGAAUUUAGGGGGGAAAAAAUAAGGGCAUGUUCAAGCAUGGCUUCAGUCAGAAUUUGGGAAUCUAAGGCACUUCCAUGCAUUAAGGACUGGAUUACACCAUUAAAACCAUGCCAAACAGUUUGACACGUUAGGUCAUGGACUUCACAAGGCCUCUGAAAGGUGGUAUCUAUGGUAUCUGACCAUAAAAACUAAAGGCAUUUCCAGUUAAAACAGACUCCAAAACAACCGAAUCAAGACCCACAACAGUAGGUGGUCUUGGUCUGAAUCCAAACGACCACCGAGAGCGACCAUGGUUUGUGGUGAGAGCUUGAUCCGUUCUCAAUCUGAUCCACCUAUUAAAUAUACUCCUUUUAUUUGAGCUGUUCAGGUGCAGUUUAACCUGAUACAUUAGCCAAAUAACUACUACUACUACUAUGAACAAAUGCUGAUGUC